Molecule: messenger RNA, 2136 nt
Organism: Symbiodinium natans
Lineage: Eukaryota; Dinophyceae; Suessiales; Symbiodiniaceae
Source: the annotation of a GenBank genome assembly
AUGGACACAGUGCACUACUUGCAACUGCUGCAAUUCAAGGUGACCUCUGCAAAUGCUUCGCAAACACAGGACUGGUUUGAAGAAGAUUUGGCGACAGGUACUCUUGUUGGGGGCACAUUGCUAUUUGCCUCAGUGCUCCUGUUGCUGCCCAUCCUGGUGCGGCAGUUAGGUGGUUUGCCGGCUGAAAAUUUGCCGGCUGAGCCCCAGCAAGAUGCCGCACCGCCAUUGGCUUUGUUGCGUGUGACUGGUGCAUUGUGCAUUGGUGUUAUGGCGAACAUCACGUCAAUAAUUCUUACGGUGCAAACAGAGGCUGAGCAAUUAACCACAUCUGGUUACAUUCUUGCCAGUGAAUGCAUUGGUGCAAUUUUUGGCUUGCUGCUCUUCAAGGAGUUUGGGUUGGCUCAGCUAAAGACCGCAUACAAGCUCACGGCGUUGAGCAUGAUGGUGGGCAAUGGGCUUUAUACUCUGGCAUCGGUGCAAUCGUUUGGUUUGCCUACUUUAUUCGCCAGUCGAGUGAUGACUGGUGUGGGUGCGGGAAGUAUGUACAAUUCAGCAAUGGUCAUGGUGCAUUUCGCCAGGGGCCAGCACAAGACACCCCAUAUGGUGUUGUACCAGUUUUUCGUGGCCUGUGGCGUCCUACUAGGCCCUGCUCUUGCUGCCGUCAGCUUGCUUUCGUUUCCAAGCAUGGAGAUCAAAGAUGCUUUGGCCAACGGCAUCAUGGUCUUCUGGGGCGCAGGGCUGUUUGCCGCGAUCAUGAUCUUCAUUCCCGAUGACAUCGCAACGCUCGAAGCGGAGGCGGGUCUUCUAAAGUCUUCCGUUGAGGAGGCGAAGACGGAGUCCGCGGAGGCUUCGGCGGAGGCCUCGGCGGAGCGGCCUGUGGAGCGGCCCGCGAAGCGUGGCUUGGCGCUAUUCCUCACCAUGAUCAGCAGCGCCGCCAUCAGAAUGGCUCAAAGGCUUCUUUGGGAGAGCGGCUCCGUCAUUGCUGUGGAGGAGACCUAUGGCUGGGCAGCUUCGACGGCUGGCGUGAUGUUUAUCGUCGUGGUGGCGGUCAUGGCCCUCGCACAGUAUGCGUUCUCGCGUUUCCGGGCAGGCAAGUACCCAGAUACCUUUUGGUUGCACACACUGGAAGUCGCGCAGCUUCUCGGAGUCUUGCUCAUGUUUCAACCUUGGCAGCUUCCAGUUCCUUUGAGCGCCCUACAGUUUAUGGUUGGGUCCAUGGUUGCAUACUCGUCGAAUGCAAUUUGGGCGGGUGUGCUCACUUCAUUUUGUGUGAAGCGAUCGCUUGUGAACUCAUUCUUCAGUGCAGAGAACCUGAUGGUCCUCAAUCAAGCAGCGAUCUUCGUUGGGAUAGCAGCUGGAAGCACCAUCAGCAGAGCAUGCCAGGACCUUGUGCAAGGCAGCUCUGCCAUCUCCAGCAUGAAUGCGUUGGCUUGCACGCUUCUUGUGGGGGCCCUGCUUCAGAUCAACAUGUCUCUCAUUGCAAUAAGCGAAGUUUCCCUGGACAUUUUUGUAACUGUUGUCAGCUUACUGCUGGGGAUCCUUAUUCCGGCCGCUGCCCUCGUACCUGCUUGGGGAGGUACAGGCCCUUCCCAUGUUUUCACUUGGCAUAUCGUAUCCAUGGGUAUCGCAUGGCCUUGUCUUGGCGUGUUGGGCUUCUGGGCCUACAAAGCUGACGCGAUGAGAGAAUGGGACAAGAACAGUCGGCGAACUGUUCACAUGCUUUGUAUGCUUCUUGUGGGCGUCCUCUCAGUUGCCGGAUAUGUCUUUCUCUUCCAGGCUCACCAGGAGAAUGGAGAGGGCCAGUUCGGGGGCUUGGUGUUGGGACGUAACGAGUGGGCGUUGAAGCGAGGCGCGGCCCGCUUUGCUCAUGUCGUGGUCGGCUACCUGGUGGUUCUGGGAGUGCUCUUGCAAGCCCCCAUGGGCCUUUGGAAGCGACAUGUUCUCAUCAGGGACCAGGUCAAGCGUUUUACCUGGCACGGCGUCUUUGGCCAGGCACUUCUGAUCGGUGGGCUAGUUGCGACGUGCAUCGGCGUUUGGCUGGACAUCAAUGGGAAAGGUGGCUUCCCUUUGGGGUUGAAGCUUGCGGUUUCUGCGGCCUUGCCAAGCCUCGGUGCAAUCGUUCUCACGCGCUCUUGA